Xiphias gladius (swordfish) is the source of this 631-nucleotide messenger RNA. Its product is annotated as hemoglobin subunit alpha-B-like. The record is from RefSeq and is a predicted model, not a curated record. Gene Ontology annotation, biological process: hydrogen peroxide catabolic process; oxygen transport. Lineage: Eukaryota; Metazoa; Chordata; Actinopteri; Istiophoriformes; Xiphiidae. The transcript is spliced from 3 exons. Bases 83 to 517 code for a protein of 144 amino acids. Gene Ontology annotation, molecular function: peroxidase activity; oxygen carrier activity; oxygen binding. Gene Ontology annotation, cellular component: haptoglobin-hemoglobin complex; hemoglobin complex; blood microparticle.
CAAAUCCACUCCAGCAGGCAUCUUCUGAUACAUUUUCUCUGUCACUUCUUCAUUUAAAAAAAACCUAAACUCCAAGGCAGCCAUGAGUCUCUCAGCGAAAGACAAGACCGUGGUCAAGAAAUUCUGGGAAAAGGUUGAAGGGAAGGCCAACGACAUUGGUGCUGAGGCUCUGGGCAGGAUGUUGAUUGCCUACCCGCAGACCAAGACCUACUUCUCCGAAUGGGGCUCGGAAAUCUGUGCCGGGUCCCCGCAAGUGAAGAAACAUGGCGGAGUCAUCAUGUCAGGCGUGACCAAAGCCGUCAAAAACAUCGACGAUAUUACCCGUGCUAUGAGCUCCCUCAGUGAGCUGCAUGCCUUCAAGCUCCGGGUCGAUCCAGCCAACUUUAAGAUCCUGGCCCACAACAUGAUGUUGGCUAUGGCCAUGUACUUCCCCGCAGACUUCACCGCAGACGUCCACGUCUCCGUUGACAAGUUCUUGCAGAAUGUGGCUUGGGCUCUGUCUGAGAAAUACCGCUAAACUCCAGCAACGUAGAAGCAACGACUGCGCACGUGUGACGUGCCACCCAAGCAGUUUCAACAACCCUGUCGAUAUAUAGGGGCUUGUUCAAUAAAAACACAACUAUAAAGAUGA